GGAACAAAUGAAUGUGGAAAAAUAUUCUGAGGCCCUUGAAGCUUUUCAGGAGGCUAAAGGCUACCCAAGUCCCAGAAGGCUCUUGGCACAGAUCCACACCCUUACAGGCCAGAGUUUUGCAAAGCUGGGCCAGCCACAUUGUGCACUCCACUGUUACAGGAAAGCUGUUGAGGUGGACUUUACGUGCCAUAGUGCACUCUAUCAAAGUGUGCUAAUAUUCAGACAGCUUGCCAAUCCAAAGGCUGAAAUGGAGGCCUUGUGUCUUCUUUACUCAGCAGUACAGUUGCAGUCUGACAAAAGUUCAUCUAGUGCUUCACUAGUCUCCCCAGCUAUGCUGCUUGCUGGUGAUCAGAUGACCUGCAUUAGCAGAGUCCCCUCCCUCUCUCUGAUUCUCCAUUCUUUGGCUCACACAUGUGUGCUCAAUAGCAGAAUUUCAGAUGGUGUUGAGCACUAUCUUGAUCUCCUGGCAUCACUGCAGUCAGAGGGAAAAGAGCUUAUAUCAACAGGGGAUGGCUCUUCUUUUCCUAGAAUCCCAGUGGUCUACCUUGAAGCAGCAUUUGCUUUGUUUAAAGCUCAAAAGUAUCAUGAUGCUCUUGUGAUCUGUGAAGAGGUCAUUACCAGCACUCUGGACUUCAUCCCUGAGAGACUGUUACUUGAUCCGCCCAUGGCAGGACUGCAUUUAGCUGGAUCCACAACAGUGAGUCCAGAUUCUGAUGUUGUUCUUGAAAAUGUGGACUUUGUGUUAUGGGCUGGUGCGGCCCAUCUACUUCAAGCACAAGCCCACUGGAAACUGAAGGACAACAAAGAGGCAAUCGCAAAUUUUACAAGAUCUAUUAACCAACUGGUGAAAGUGUUUAUUAAACAGAAAGAUUGGAAACAAAAAACUCAAGGGUACACUGAAGCAAUGGUUGAAAAAAUGUUGACUUUGGACGCAGCGAAAGGUCAAGCACUAGCUGGCAGAGGGCUCUGUUUUUUGGAAAAAGGUCAAUUAAAAGAGGCCCUUAGAGAUCUUCAUCUCAGCCUCCAGAUCUACCCAGGUUGUAAGAAUACUGAGAUGUGGCUAACUGAGGUCUUUUGGAAGCUUGAUCGUAAGGACGAAGCGUCAGUACACUGGAGAGAGGCCCAUAAUGCCACAAAAACACCUACGUCGAUAAAACUACCACUGUAUUUGCAAGCAUGGCAAGACGAUGCAGUUUUUGACUUCAGUGACCUUAAGAAGAAAAUGGAGGACUUCAUUCAAACCAGAAAUGUAAAAAUAUUCCAAAAACCCUAGAGGAUACUCCCUACUGUCCUGAAUUACACUGUCACUUUUUGGAGUGUUCAAAGAAGCAGCACAUGACCAAAGGACAGUGGACUGUUGAAAUAUAUACUGUCAUCUCCAUUUCAUUCAAAUGUACCAUAUAAGUUGCUUUUGGUAAUAGAUCUGCUACUGUAGCUUGAGUUUCAUCUAUAAGGAAAUGGCAUUAAAAAGCUGUAGUGAUCAACUACCACAAAGAUGAUGUACGGUCAACAGUCUACCACAGCCAGUGACAUUCCAUUCUUGGCAUGAGUGAUUGGCGACUAUCAACUUUUCAGAUCUAAUGACUUAUGUGCUAAAGAGAAGAAUGCAUGCAGACUGGUAUUUGGGACAUGCUGUGUUCUUGAGAAAUAAAUAAAAAUUAUUUAUUAAGGAAUAUUUGCAUAUAAAGCAACUUAAGUCUUUUAUCCUUAAAAUUGUAACACA
Messenger RNA from Xyrauchen texanus (razorback sucker), 1723 nucleotides. RefSeq names its product FA complementation group G (gene fancg). Gene Ontology annotation, cellular component: Fanconi anaemia nuclear complex. The transcript is spliced from 9 exons. NCBI's taxonomy places the organism in Eukaryota, Metazoa, Chordata, Actinopteri, Cypriniformes, Catostomidae. The record is from RefSeq and is a predicted model, not a curated record. Bases 8 to 1273 code for a protein of 421 amino acids. Gene Ontology annotation, biological process: interstrand cross-link repair. Gene Ontology annotation, molecular function: protein binding.